CAAUAACAUUCAUCACAGGCACAGCGAGAGCCGACAAGCCUCUAGCGAGAACAAUCAAAACAUAGGCAAGUUUGACAAGUGAACAUGGCUAAAUUUCAUCUUUUAAAUACUCUCAGUUCACUCGCGUUUUGUUUCUUGUUGUCCUUAAAUGUGGCUGCAGAAGGUUUGGAUAAUUCUAAUGAAAAUGCAACCAAUCAUACUGAUAAGUGCUAUGAGGAUAGACUAACAAAGUUUCCAUGUUCAAGCACAAUUAUUGGAAAUCUCCUGCUUAUUGUUUUCUAUGGUGCACUGUUGAUGGUUGCUGCAAAAUUGAUUUCAGAUGGUGCUGAGUUGUUAUUAGAUCUCGGAUUACCUGCAGGAAUCAUUGGCGGUAUUGUUCUGCCUUUGCUUGGAGCUGUACCUGAUUCUGCUAUCAUUAUCGUUUCUGGCUUGAAACCAAAUGCGCAGGAACAGAUAUCGGUUGGUAUGGGGACCCUUGCUGGCAGCACGAUCAUGUUGUUGACAAUUGCCUGGGGUGGAAGUCUGUUUCUCGGAAGAUGCGACCUUAAUAGCAAUGGUGAAGCAAUUGAAGAGACUGGAAAGGGAAUUAAAUGCAGGAAACAGGGCGUAACUCUCCUUCCUUCAGUGCAGAAAUCUUCAAUUAUUAUGCUUAUUACCUCACUUCUUUAUCUUAUUGUUCAAAGUGCUGACUGGCACUGGGGUCCAAAGAAAAGUCCUGAUUCUGGUGACGAUAGUCAACCAAAGUAUGUAAAAAAUUCUGCGUUGGCGACCCUCAUUUUGUGCGCCGUAUCUUUUGUUGCCUACCUUCUCUUCUUGGUGUACGACAGCAAGACAGCUCAAUUGAGGGCAUCGAAACACAGACAGGAGGAAAUUCGUCGUCGCGUAAUUCAUCGUUUCUAUGGCAUUGCUAAUCGCAACAUCUUCGGUGGUCCUCGUGACUCAACGGAUGCCGGUGGGGAGCCGUCAGAUCCCGAAGCUCAGAGACAAGCUUCAGUGGGACUACAGAAGAAAUAUUUCAAAACGUGGCAGAUUGGUAAGGACAUUAAAACAAGAGAACCAACUGAUAAAGAUCCCAUCAUCGAUAAAGAAGCUGAAGACGAGUUGGAAGAGGCCGCGGAUAAAGAGGAGAACAAAACGUUUGUCGCAAUUAAAUGUUUCCUCAUGUUGGCUGUUGGUGUUGCCAUGGUGACGAUUUUUUCUGAUCCAAUGUGCGAUGUUCUAAGUGGUAUUACGGAUUCAGCCAAUGCAGACAAUGGUGGCAGCUACAUCAACAUAAGUCCGUUCUACGUGUCGUUUGUCGUCACACCGAUAUGUUCCAACGCGUCCGAGCUGGUCUCUUCCCUUCUCUUUGCUGCCAAGAAGAAGAAAGAGAAUGUGUCCAUGACUUUCUCUCAGUUGUAUGGGGCAGCAACAAUGAACAACACUCUGUGUUUAGGCAUCUUCUGUGCGUUGGUCUAUAUCAAAGACCUUGAGUGGUAUUACUCCGCAGAGGUCACGGUGAUUUUGCUUGUGCAAUGGUUCGUGUUUAUCAUGGGUUUCCCGUUGACUUAUAAGUUAUGGAAAGUCAUUCCCGUCGGUUUCUGCUACAUAUUUUCUAUCAUUCUUAUCGCAAUCUUGGAAAGUAGUGCAGUUGGAUGGAAAUAGACAAUUUCUGUUAGGACGUUUUAUACAUUUGAUAAGGUCCAAGUUUCUAUGAAUUUAAUGGUUUUGAAAUGUGACGCACGAAGAUUUGUCCAACGUAAGAAUUAAAUUGAUAAAGCACAUGCAAUGGGAAUAUAAUGGAAAUAAUAUGUUAUAGCCUGGUUCCAUUUUGUCGUAAUUCUCGUAGGUCAUUUUUACUAAUGAAAAAUAGUACGGAUGCAUGUAAAUUUGUGUUUUUUCUCUGUUUUUUCACUGAACACACGUACAAAAAUUCUAUCACGUCACCCAUUUGACGUGUUCACGAUUAUUACGAUUAAAUGGAAACCAGGCUUGUAGUCAUACAUUUAUAGCAUUUUUCUGCACAAUACGAGUGAAGGGAGCUGAGGCUUGGUUGGAUCAUAUCAACUUGCGUGUAGGCGAGAGGCACUGUUUGCUGUGAAAUAUACACUUAUUAUACACUUAAAUUUUUAAACACAAGUUUAAAAACUUAGAUUAGAACAUUGUAGUCAUUUUAAAUUUUCAAUUGUUCCAUAAUUUA
Molecule: messenger RNA, 2179 nt
Organism: Dendronephthya gigantea
Lineage: Eukaryota; Metazoa; Cnidaria; Anthozoa; Malacalcyonacea; Nephtheidae
Product: sodium/calcium exchanger NCL2-like
Exons: 18
Coding region: 85-1644 (519 amino acids)
Biological process (GO): calcium ion transmembrane transport; intracellular calcium ion homeostasis
Cellular component (GO): membrane
Molecular function (GO): calcium:proton antiporter activity
Source: RefSeq, a predicted model, not a curated record